AUGCCGUUCAUGCACUUGAACGAGAUGUCAGUGUUGGGUUCACUGCAGUGUCGAGAUGGCUACGAGCCCUGUGUAAAUGAAGGCGUGUGUAUUACUUACCACAAUGGCACAGGAUACUGCGACUGCCCUGAGGGCUUCUUGGGAGAAUACUGCCAACACCGAGACCCCUGUGAGAAGAAUCGCUGCCAGAAUGGUGGGACCUGCGUGGCCCAGGCCAUGUUGGGGAAAGCCACAUGUCGAUGUGCCCCGGGCUUCACAGGCGAGGACUGCCAGUACUCCACCUCUCACCCGUGCUUUAUGUCUCGCCCCUGCCUGAACGGAGGCACCUGCCACAUGCUCAGCCGGGAUACCUAUGAGUGCACCUGCCCAGUUGGUUUUACAGGUAAACUGUGCCAGUGGACCGAUGCCUGCCUGUCCCAUCCCUGUGCAAAUGGAAGUUCCUGCACCACUGUGGCCAACCAGUUCUCCUGCAAAUGCCCCACAGGCUUCACAGGGCAGAGAUGUGAGACUGAUAUCAAUGAGUGUGACCUUCCUGGGCGCUGCCAGCAUGGUGGCACCUGCCUCAACCUGCCAGGUUCCUAUCAGUGCCAGUGCCCACAGGGCUUCACAGGGCGGCACUGUGAAAGCCCCUAUGUGCCCUGUGCGCCCUCCCCCUGUGGCAACGGAGGCACCUGCCGGCAAACUGGUGACUUCACUUUUGAGUGCAACUGCCUUCCUGGAUUUGAAGGGAGUACCUGUGAACGGAAUAUUGAUGACUGCCCCAACCACAAGUGUCAGAAUGCAGGGGUUUGUGUGGAUGGGGUCAACACUUACAACUGCCGCUGCCCUCCACAGUGGACUGGACAAUUCUGCACCGAAGAUGUAGAUGAAUGUCUGCUACAACCCAAUGCCUGUCAAAACGGGGGCACCUGUACCAACCGCAAUGGGGGCUACGGCUGCGUGUGUGUGAACGGCUGGAGUGGGAAUGACUGCAGCGAGAACAUCGAUGACUGUGCCUUCGCCUCCUGCACCGCGGGCUCCACCUGCAUUGACCGUGUGGCCUCCUUCUCUUGCAUGUGCCCAGAAGGAAAGGCAGGUCUCUUGUGUCAUCUGGAUGAUGCAUGCAUCAGCAAUCCGUGCCACAAGGGGGCACUGUGUGAUACCAACCCCCUGAACGGGCAGUAUAUUUGCACCUGCCCACAAGGCUACAAAGGGGCUGACUGCACAGAGGAUGUGGAUGAGUGUGCCAUGGCCAAUAGCAACCCAUGUGAGCAUGCAGGGAAAUGCGUGAAUACAGAUGGCGCCUUCCACUGUGAAUGUCUGAGGGGCUAUGCAGGGCCUCGCUGCGAGAUGGACAUCAACGAGUGUCACUCAGACCCCUGCCAGAACGAUGCCACCUGCUUGGAUAAGAUUGGAGGGUUCACAUGUCUGUGCAUGCCAGGUUUCAAAGGUGUACACUGUGAACUGGAGAUAAAUGAAUGUCAGAGCAACCCUUGUGUGAACAAUGGGAAGUGUGUGGAUAAAGUCAAUCGCUUUCAGUGCCAGUGUCCGCCUGGUUUCACGGGGCCAGUUUGCCAGAUCGAUAUUGAUGACUGUUCCAGUACUCCGUGUCUGAAUGGGGCAAAGUGUAUCGAUCACCCAAAUGGAUACGAAUGCCAAUGUGCAACAGGUUUCACGGGCGUGUUGUGUGAAGAGAACAUAGACAAUUGUGAGCCGGACCCUUGCCAUCAUGGCCAGUGCCAGGAUGGUAUUGAUUCCUAUACCUGCAUCUGCAACCCGGGAUACAUGGGCGCCAUCUGCAGCGACCAGGUCGAUGAGUGCUACAGCAGCCCCUGCUUGAAUGAAGGGCGCUGCAUCGACCUGGUCAACGGUUACCAGUGCAACUGCCAGCCCGGCACAUCAGGGACUAACUGUGAGAUUAAUUUUGAUGACUGUGCAAGUAGUCCUUGUGUCCACGGGAUCUGUAAGGAUGGCGUUAACCACUAUAGCUGUGUCUGCUCCCCAGGAUUCACAGGGCAGAGAUGUAACGUCGACAUUGAUGAGUGUGCCUCCAGCCCCUGCCGCAAAGGUGCGACGUGUAUCAAUGAGGUGAACAGUUUUCGCUGUGUAUGCCCUGAGGGGCCCCACCACCCCAGCUGCUAUUCCCAAGUGAAUGACUGCCUGAGCAACCCUUGCAUUCAUGGAAACUGCACCGGAGGCCUCAGUGGGUACAAGUGCCUCUGUGAUGCCGGCUGGGUCGGCAGCAACUGUGACGUGGACAAAAAUGAAUGUCUUUCUAACCCAUGCCAGAAUGGAGGAACUUGUGACAAUCUGGUGAAUGGAUACAGGUGUACUUGCAAGAAGGGCUUUAAAGGUCAUAACUGUCAGGUGAACAUUGACGAAUGUGCUUCAAACCCAUGUCUGAACCAAGGAACCUGCUCUGAUGACAUAAGUGGCUACACUUGUCACUGUGUGCUCCCCUACACAGGCAAAAAUUGUCAGACUGUAUUGGCUCCCUGCUCCCCGAACCCUUGUGAGAAUGCUGCUCUUUGCAAAGAGGCACCAAACUUUGAGAGUUACACCUGCUCAUGUACUCCUGGCUGGCAAGGUCAGCGGUGCACAACUGACGUGGACGAGUGUGUCUCCAAGCCCUGUAGGAACCAUGGUGUCUGCCAUAACACCCCAGGCAGCUACAUGUGCGAGUGCCCCCCAGGCUUCAGUGGCAUGGACUGUGAGGAGGAUGUCGAUGACUGCCUUGCCAAUCCCUGUCAGAACGGAGGCUCUUGUGUGGAUGGAGUCAACACUUUCUCCUGCCUCUGCCUUCCGGGUUUCAUUGGGGAUAAGUGCCAGACAGACAUGGAUGAGUGUCUGAGCGAACCCUGUAAGAAUGGUGGGACCUGCUCCGACUAUGUCAGCAGCUACACCUGCAAAUGCCAGGCGGGAUUUGAUGGAGUCCACUGUGAGAACAACAUUGAUGAGUGCACCGAGAGCUCCUGUUUCAAUGGUGGCACAUGCAUCGACGGGAUCAAUUCCUUCUCCUGCUUGUGCCCAAUGGGCUUCACUGGCCCCUUCUGCCUCCAUGAGAUCAAUGAAUGCAACUCUCACCCAUGCCUGAAUGAGGGGACGUGUAUUGAUGGCCUGGGGUCGUACCGCUGCUCCUGCCCUCUGGGCUAUACCGGGAAAAACUGUCAGACACUGGUGAACCUCUGCAGCCAGGCUCCUUGUAAAAACAAAGGUACCUGCGUCCAGGACAAAGCCAUGUUCCGGUGCCUGUGUCCCCCAGGAUGGGCUGGUGCCUACUGUGACGUGCCCAGUGUCUCCUGCAAGGUGGCAGCCUCCCUCAGAAGAGUGCCUCUCAACCGCCUGUGCCAGAACUCUGGGGUAUGUAUCAGUGCCGGCAGCACACAUCAUUGCCAGUGUCCCAUGGGCUACACCGGGAGCUACUGCGAGGAGCAGCUGGAUGAGUGUGCGUCCAACCCCUGCCAGCACGGAGCCACCUGCAGUGACUUCAUCGGGGGCUACCGAUGCGAGUGCGUCCCAGGGUAUCAGGGUGUCAACUGUGAGUAUGAAGUGGACGAGUGCCAGAACCACCCGUGCCAGCAUGGAGGCACCUGUAUCGACCUCGUGAACCAUUUCAAGUGCUCCUGUCCGCCAGGCACUCGGGGCCUGCUUUGUGAAGAGAACAUCGAUGAUUGUGCUGGGGGUCCCCACUGCCUCAAUGGUGGCCAGUGUGUGGACAGAAUUGGAGGCUACAGUUGUCACUGCUCGCCUGGCUUUGCUGGCGACCGGUGUGAGGGGGACAUCAACGAGUGCCUCUCCAACCCCUGUAGCUCCGAGGGCAGUCUGGACUGUAUACAGCGCACCAACGACUACCUGUGUGUGUGCCGCAGCGCCUUCACCGGCCGUCACUGUGAGACCUUCAUGGAUGUGUGCCCCCAGAUGCCUUGUCUCAACGGAGGGACGUGUGCUGUGGCCAGCAACAUGCCUGAUGGCUUCAUUUGUCGUUGUCCCCCGGGUUUCUCCGGGGCAAGAUGCCAGAGCAGCUGCGGACAAGUCAAGUGCAGGAGAGGGGAGCAGUGCGUGCACACUGCCUCAGGACCCCGCUGCUUCUGCCCCAACCCCCAGGACUGUGAGCCAGGCUGCUCCAGCAGCCCCUGCCAGCACGGGGGCACCUGCUAUCCUCAGCACCAGCGUCCUUAUUACUCUUGCCAGUGCCCUCCCUCGUUCCAGGGCAGCCACUGUGAACUCUAUACGCCGCCCCCCAGCACACCUCCUGCCACGUGUCUCAGUCAGUACUGCGCUGACAAAGCCCGGGACGGUGUCUGCGAUGAGGCCUGCAACAGCCACGCCUGCCAGUGGGACGGGGGCGACUGCUCGCUCACCAUGGAGAACCCCUGGGCCAACUGCUCCUCCCCGCUGCCCUGCUGGGACUACAUCAACGACCAGUGUGACGAGCUGUGCAACACGGCCGAGUGCCUCUUUGACAACUUCGAGUGCCAGCGGAACAGCAAGGCGUGCAAGUAUGACAAGUACUGCGCAGACCACUACAAAGACAACCACUGUGACCAGGGCUGCAACAGCGAGGAGUGCGGCUGGGACGGCCUGGACUGUGCUGCUGACCAGCCGGAGAACCUGGCCGAGGGGACCCUGGUUGUCGUGGUGCUGUUGCCGCCUGAGCAGCUGCUCCAGGAUGCCCGCAGCUUCCUACGGGCACUGGGCACCCUGCUGCACACCAACCUGCGCAUCAAGCGGGAUCCCCAAGGGGCCCUCAUGGUGUACCCCUAUUAUGGAGAGAAGUCAGCUGCCAUGAAGAAGCAGAGGAUGACACGCAGGUCUCUUCCUGUCGAAGACGAGCAGGAGGUAGCCGGCUCCAGGAUAUUCCUGGAAAUUGACAACCGCCAGUGUGUUCAAGAUUCAGACCAGUGCUUUAAGAACACCGAUGCGGCAGCAGCCCUGCUGGCUUCUCACGCCAUCCAGGGGACCCUGUCGUACCCUCUUGUGUCUGUCAUCAGUGAAUCCCGGACCCCCAAAAGCACUCAGCUCCUCUAUCUACUUGCUGUUGCUUUUGCCAUUAUCCUCUUUAUUAUCCUGCUGGGGGUCAUCAUGGCAAAACGAAAGCGGAAGCACGGCUCUCUGUGGCUGCCUGAAGGCUUCACCCUUCGCCGAGACUCCAGCAAUCACAAGCGCCGCGAGCCAGUGGGGCAGGACGCCGUGGGCCUGAAAAACCUGUCCGUACAAGUUUCAGAGGCUAACCUAAUCGGUUCUGGAACAAGUGAACAUUGGGUCGAUGCUGAAGGACCCCAGCCAAAGAAAGCCAAGGGUGAAGUUGAGGCUUUACUCUCAGAAGAAGAUGACCCCGUGGACCGACGCCCAUGGACACAGCAGCACCUGGAGGCGGCCGACAUCCGUGGGACGCCCUCAUUGGCACUCACUCCUCCUCGGGCAGAGCAGGAGGUGGAUGUGCUGGAUGUGAACGUCCGCGGCCCAGACGGGUGCACCCCUCUGAUGCUGGCAUCUCUCCGAGGAGGCAGCACAGACAUAAGUGAUGACGAUGAAGACGCAGAGGACUCGUCUGCCAACAUCAUCACAGACCUGGUCUGCCAAGGUGCCAGCCUCCAGGCCCAGACAGACCGCACGGGCGAGAUGGCCCUGCACCUUGCAGCCCGAUACUCCAGAGCAGAUGCUGCCAAACAUCUCCUGGAUGCAGGCGCAGACGCCAAUGCCCAGGACAACAUGGGCCGCUGCCCUCUCCAUGCUGCCGUGGCAGCCGAUGCGCAGGGCGUUUUCCAGAUCCUGAUCCGGAACCGGGCAACCGAUCUAGAUGCCAGGAUGAAUGAUGGCACGACCCCCCUGAUCCUGGCUGCCCGCCUGGCUGUGGAGGGCAUGGUGGCAGAGCUGAUUAACUGUCAAGCUGACGUAAACGCAGUGGACGACCAUGGAAAAUCUGCCCUUCACUGGGCAGCUGCGGUCAAUAAUGUGGAGGCGACCCUCUUGUUGUUGAAGAACGGAGCCAACCGAGACAUGCAGGACAACAAGGAAGAGACACCUCUGUUCCUCGCUGCCCGGGAAGGGAGCUAUGAAGCGGCCAAGAUCCUGCUAGACCAUUUUGCCAACCGGGACAUCACGGAUCACAUGGAUCGCCUGCCCCGGGACGUGGCUCGGGACCGCAUGCAUCAUGACAUCGUGCGCCUCCUGGACGAGUACAACGUGACCCCGAGCCCUCCAGGCUCUGUGCUGACUUCCGCCCUCUCGCCUGUCAUGUGUGGACCCAACAGGGCUUUCCUCAGCCUGAAGCACACCCCUGUGGGCAAGAAGCCGAGGCGGCCCAAUGCCAAGAGUGCCAUGCCCACUAGCCUCCCUCACCUGGCCAAGGAUGCCAAGGGCAGCAGGAGGAAGAAGGCUCUGAGUGACAAGGGCCAGCUGUCUGAGAGCUCGGUGACUUUAUCCCCCGUCGAUUCCCUGGAGUCUCCUCACACAUACAUGUCUGACACCACCUCCUCUCCAAUGAUCACAUCCCCUGGGAUCUUACAGGCCUCACCACCCAACCCUCUGCUGGCCUCUGCUGCACCCCCUGCCCCCGCCCACUCACAGCAUGCCUUGUCCUUCUCUAGCCUUCAUGAGAUGCAGCCUUUGGCCCCAGGAGCUGGCACUGUGCUUCCCUCUGUGAGCCAGUUGCUGUCUCAGCACCACAUCGUCCCUCCAGGCAGUGGCAGUGCAGGGAGCUUGGGCCGGCUGCAUCCGGUCACCGUCCCAGCGGACUGGAUGAGCCGCAUGGAGAUGAACGAAAACCAGUACAAUGAGCUGUUUGGCAUGGUCCUCACUCCAUCUGAGGGCACCCACCCUGGCAUAGCUCCCCAGAGCAGGCCGUCGGAUGGCAAGCACGUAACUGCCCCUCGUGAGCCUUUGCCUCCCAUUGUGACUUUCCAGCUGAUCCCCAAAGGCAGUAUAGCCCAACCAGCUGGGGUUCCUCAGCCUCAGCCCAACUGCCCUCCAGCAAUUGCAGGACCCCUGCCCACUAUGUUCCAGAUUCCAGAAAUGGCCCGCUUGCAAAAUGCGCCAUUCCCCCCAGCCAUGAUGCCCCAGCAGGAUGGGCAGGUAGCUCAGACCAUUCUCCCAGCCUAUCAUCCCUUCCCAGCCUCGGUGGGCAAGUACCCCACGCCCCCUUCACAGCAUAGUUACACCUCCUCGAAUGCUGCCGAGCGAACGCCCAGCCACAGUGGUCACCUCCAAGGCGAGCACCCCUACCUGACACCAUCCCCAGAGUCCCCUGACCAGUGGUCAAGUUCCUCUCCCCACUCGGCUUCCGACUGGUCAGAUGUGACCACCAGCCCUACUCCUGGGGGAGCUGGAGGAGGUCAGCGGGGACCCGGGACUCACAGGUCUGAGCCAGCACGCAGCAACAUGCAGGUCUAUGCGUGAACCAGUCUGCCUCCAGGGUCAGGCCAGAACUACCAAUGGUAAGUGCUGCUGCUGUGGAACAACAUGAAGGUCAUCCGGGAGAGAAAUGAAGAAAUCUCUGGACCAGCUCCUAGAGGCAGGAGAGAGGAUGCUCUUACCUUUGAGAUUAAAGCAGAGACGCACUUUCAUCCGCUUCAUUCACUGGGCACCUGUAGGCUCUUUGUUUGGGACAAAGCUCCCCCUCUCUCUUGCCCACCAGGUCCAGUUCAUGGCAUUACAAGGUGAAGACAAGCCCUGAGGUCAUGUUGGCGCUCCUCCUUUUGGGGAAUUUGAUGGAUGCCUAUCGUAGCCCAGAUGUUCUUGCAGCCUGGACUGUAUUUUCAGCUCUGAGGCCCGUGGCCAGAUCUCUGAGCUGUUUCCACAGUCGAGUCCUGUUGGGACUUGUGCCCUGGCGUUCUGCCGGAGUUGAUGUUUCUCAUCUUUUCAUCCUUGGACAUUCCUCAGACUUCAUUUGGCACCCCGCUGUUGCGCCCCUCCCUGGCUGUCCCCCUUCAGCACGGUAUAGUUCAAGACCUCUGCGCUUUAACCCUUCCUCCCCUGGAAGGCAACCUCAGCCUCCUGUUUCCCUCCCAUUUCCCAGGGCCCCAGGGUUUACUUGGGUUGUGCAUAACCCUCUGCGCAUGUUUCUUUAGGGAAAGGACCCACCACGUGCUCCGACAGUUCUCAUUCCUGGAGGGAGAAGACUGGGCUUCGCACUCCCACCAACAGUCCCGGCCGGCCGGAAACCCAGCGAGGGUGGUUAGGGUCAGCACUGACCUGAGGGCAGUGCCUCGGUUUCUUGGAGAAGGACACGGUGCGGGUGGGACGAGGUCUGCGGGUAGGAGAUCCCUUCAAGAGACUGCCGCCUUAGUUGCCGGGCCUGCUUGCAGGGCUACAGGUAAAGUUUACCUGGAACGAGGAGAAGUCUACUGUUUUUCCAUUUCCAGCCCUAGUCAGUGUGAAAGUUUACCCUCAGCCGCCUAGGUACUAGGACUUUUCUGUUGUCAUUUUCUUCGUCGUCGUCGUCACCGUCAUUGUUUUUGAGCCAGAAAAAUGUUGGGAAUGACCAAGAGCGAAGUUAACUCGUGCAAGGAGUGGAUGCCACCCAGCAGGCCCCUCCUGCCUGCCCCGCAUUCUGUUGACUGCCAGGGAGAAGCUCCUUGCCAGCAGGUUGUCCAGCCCUCGGCCCUGCGCCUUUGUUCAUUCUGCCCCAGGCUGGCUAAGCCUCUCCUCCCACGGAAGAAAACGUCUCAAACUCUGCACCCUCACGCUUUGGCCAACUCCAGGAACCUGCUUUCCGGCUCCUUACUUCUGUCAGCUGCGGCUUGCAGGCCCCGCUCUACACUUGGGUGCUCCGAGUCACCGGGGCACCUGCUACCUUCUCAAGGACCCAGCUUUUCUAUAGGGAAAGGCUGGAAAUGGAGAGGUGCUUCCUUUUCUAGAGUUCCAGCCUGCCCCCGUGCUGGGAGGGGAGCUGGGAGGGCCUCGCUCCUGCCUGCUGUGGCGGGUCCUUCCUCUGCUCACAGCGUUUCCGUUCAGGAGACUUAGCAGUGCUGCUGGCCCUUUGGAAGUCACACUCCCAUCUCUUGCCAUCGGCCUUCUCAAGUGCACACUGUGCUGCCCCACACCCCGGUCUGCUCCUUUACUUGUCCUCGGAGAGACUGCCCUGACCUUCCUGUCAAGGGCAGGAGCAGCAUCGGUAAGAGGAGAAAUCAGAUGGGAACAUUUUCCUUUGUCUUCUACAUGGGUCAACUAAAAGUCAGUCCCAUGGCCAUACUACCCUUUCUACCCAGCAGGCUCGGGCGCUAGUUCUGCCGAGUGUGUGGAGCUAUUCAUGGAAUUUGGGUAGUCUGUUUUGCUAUCAGUGAUUGUCCUCAAUCCUGCCAGGACCAGAAGCAGAUGCCAAUCCUCUCUGAGUGCCCGAUUUAUCUGACUGCAGCCCCAUGUGAAAGCACUAUGUGUUUGUGAGCAUGACAGUUCUGCAAAUGGUUUUUCAACACCCCCCCCCAAGUUUCAACACAAAUAAUUACUAGUCCUGCCUUGAUAUAAGCAAUUUUUGUUCAUUCUGUAGUUUUCUUCUCUCACACUGCUACAUUGCACCUGCCUCUUUCAGUGUGUGAAGAGUUUAUCCUUCAAAGUGAUGACUCUCCACCCAUUUGUCAGGUGGUGGAUAGAGAGGGCUUCUCCGGACGGGCUGUUUUGGACCACAGCACACCUGUCCUCUCUGCACUCCUUCUGUAGCCCAUUUCCCAAAUUGUGCCCAUGCGGAUCCAGAGGUGUUGAUCUUUGAUCGCCUCCUCCACCCCUGAGCACAGUGGGGAACUAACUUGCUGGGUUCUCCCUGGGAAACUAAGGCCACUGCUUGGGGUUGGGAGAAGGUGCUGUGAGAGCUGCCAUCCAUCUGCAUGCAGCGGGCAUCGAUGUUGCCGAGCAUGAGGACACUCACUGCCUUUUGAGCAUUUUAUCCCAUGGGAAGGACCCCUGGGUUGUACAGUAUUUAAUUAAAAAGGGAAGGUAAAAUGGAGAAUAAUUUUCUCAGCAGGGUUCUAAAUGGAAAACCAAGCUUUUAAAGGAUUCAUCUUUAUGUCAACGUUCACACACACACCUUUUCUGUUUUGCUUGCUGUUUGUAUGUUUAAGUUCGUCCAUUGGGUCCUCAUCUGCCUGACCUUGGGGAUAAGUUUUUUUAUUUGUUUAUUUCUACAGUUUUGUUGUAAGCCUCGUUUCCUGUCUUACAUGGAUGGUGGGGGAGGAGAGACUUGAAGAGGAAAGAGACCGAGAUGUUAAGAUUUCAUAUGUGACCAGCUAUUGUACUCGGGCCCAUUGUGUAUUCUUCCUAUUAAAUUGACUCGUCUGUAACCCUUGCCUAGUAACGGACCAAAGGUGUGAUGUCUUCUUGGCGGGGAGGUUGGGCCUUAACCAGUACAUUGAAUGUAUGACUCUUUGAGAGGAGAAAUUUAUAUACCCAGAGGCCCCCACUAAUAGCUGUUUGGUACUAUGGCUCCUCAUGUACAUUUCCUGUAAAAGUGAUAUUAUAUCUGCUUGUAUGAGAAACCCAAUAACCAUUAAAUUGACUGCAUGCUCCUGACUCUCUAUAGUAAGGAAAAUGCACACUUUGUUUUUACCUUUCAAACAUUCAUUCUAAAAGUAGCUAAGAACAAAUUUAUAUGAAAGUAUUUUCAUCACAAAAUAAUAAAGUUACAUGCCAAGUA
This is a messenger RNA of Echinops telfairi (small Madagascar hedgehog), 10606 nucleotides long. RefSeq names its product notch receptor 2 (gene NOTCH2). NCBI's taxonomy places the organism in Eukaryota, Metazoa, Chordata, Mammalia, Afrosoricida, Tenrecidae. Gene Ontology annotation, molecular function: Notch binding; signaling receptor activity; calcium ion binding. The transcript has 34 exons. The coding region runs from base 1 to 7377 and encodes 2458 amino acids. The record is from RefSeq and is a predicted model, not a curated record. Gene Ontology annotation, cellular component: signaling receptor complex; membrane. Gene Ontology annotation, biological process: apoptotic process; multicellular organism development; cell differentiation.